Messenger RNA from Miscanthus lutarioriparius, 675 nucleotides. The record is from the annotation of a GenBank genome assembly. Lineage: Eukaryota; Viridiplantae; Streptophyta; Magnoliopsida; Poales; Poaceae.
AUGGCCGACGCUCUCCUCCUUCCGCGCCGCUUCCUCGCGCCGUCGUCAGCCGCAUCCGGCGCCUCUUCAUCCGCCUCUUCGUCCCCUUCGUGUCGUUGGGUGCUCUCGUCGCCCGGCUCCCCGCGGCGGGCGCGCCUGGCGGCCGCUCACCCGCAACCCCGGCCUCGCCGGCUCACUCGACACAAGACUUAUGCAGCAGAGCGAGAGAGUGGUGAGCAACCGAAAUGGUGGGAGAAAAAUGCUGGACCAAACAUGAUUGACAUCCGCUCCACAGUGGAGUUCUUGGAUGCACUUAGAGAUGCUGGAGACAGGCUUGUUAUUGUUGAGUUCUACGGAACCUGGUGCGGUUCGUGCAGGGCUCUCUUUCCAAGGCUCUGCCGGACAGCUUUGGAGAAUCCUGAUAUAUUGUUUCUAAAAGUGAACUUUGAUGAAAACAAACCUAUGUGCAAACGACUGAAUGUCAAAGUCCUUCCUUUCUUCCAUUUUUACCGCGGAGCUGAUGGGCUACUGGUGGCUUUCUCCUGUUCCUUAGCUAAGAUUCAGAAGCUGAAGGAUGCCAUUGCAAUGCACAACACUGCUCGUUGCAGCAUUGGUCCACCUGUUGGAGUUGGCGAUGUUGAGUUGCUGGAGAGCGCGAGCCCUCAAGAGAAACCUGCAGAAGCUAGCCCACGGUAG